GAGAAGUGGGGGGAUGUUCAUCUGUCUGCCCUUUAUCUAAAGCCCUUCACAGAAGGAGAGACUGUCAUUCAACGAUUAGUGCCUAGAGCUAUCCAACCAACAACAUUUCAAGCCUGCUACCUUUCAACAAAUAACGUUUUUUUUGUAAAUUCUUAUUCUUAUUUGUAGUUCAUUUCAGGAGGACCAUAAUGAACGUUUUAUGGCCGAAUACUGAAAACCGAGUGGAUAUUUACUGACCUCAAUCUCAAGAUGUCUAUACUGCCAUUCACUUUCCCGAUUGUGAAGAGGCUUUUAGGCUGGAAAAAGGGCGAACAGAUAAAUGGACAAGAGGAGAAAUGGUCUGAAAAGGCAGUGAAAAGUCUCGUAAAGAAAUUGAAGAAGACAGGACAGCUGGACGAGUUGGAGAAAGCCAUCACGACCCAGAAUAUCAACACCAAAUGCAUUACCAUACCAAGGUCUCUAGAUGGUCGUCUCCAGGUGUCCCAUCGCAAAGGCCUUCCCCAUGUCAUUUACUCUCGUCUGUGGCGUUGGCCAGACCUGCAGUCGCCCCACGAGCUCCGGGCCAUAGAGCUGUGUGAGUACGCCUUCCACACCAAGAAGGACGAGGUGUGUGUCAACCCCUACCAUUACCAACGCGUCGAGACACCAAUCCUCCCUCCUGUCCUGGUUCCUAGACAUACAGAAAUCUCUACAGAGUGUCCUAUUUUAGACGACUACAGCCAUUCUAUCCCUGAGAACACCAUCUUCCCCGCCGGCAUCGAGCCACAGAGCAACUACAUCCCAGAGACCCCUCCUCCUGGGUAUCUGAGUGAGGAUGGAGAGGCUAGCGACCACCAUCUUAACAACCUGAUGAACACAGGCUCACCUAGUAACCUGUCACCAGAAUCACCUUGUAGCCUGUCAUUAGAAUCAGCCUCACCAACACACAGCACUAACCUGGACCUACAGCCGGUAACGUACUGUGAGUCAGCGUUCUGGUGCUCUAUGUCCUAUUAUGAGUUGAACCAGCGUGUGGGCGAGACCUUCCAUGCCUCCCAGCCCUCUCUCACUGUCGACGGGUUUACAGACCCCUCCAACUCAGAACGCUUCUGUCUGGGACUACUGUCCAACGUCAACCGCAACGCUGCUGUGGAGCUCACACGCAGACACAUAGGCCGGGGUGUGAGGUUGUACUACAUCGGAGGAGAGGUGUUUGCAGAGUGUCUUAGUGACAGUGCCAUCUUUGUCCAGAGUCCCAACUGUAAUCAACGCUACGGCUGGCACCCUGCCACUGUCUGCAAGGUCCCUCCAGGCUGCAACCUGAAGAUAUUCAAUAACCAGGAGUUUGCAGCUCUGCUGGCCCAGUCGGUGAACCAGGGCUUUGAGGCCGUCUACCAGCUCACCAGGAUGUGUACCAUACGCAUGAGCUUCGUCAAGGGCUGGGGCACCGAGUACCGGCGACAGACCGUAACCAGCACCCCUUGUUGGAUUGAGCUGCACCUCAAUGGCCCCCUCCAGUGGCUGGAUAAAGUACUGACACAGAUGGGCUCCCCCAGCAUCCACUGUUCUAGUGUCUCCUAAAUACACGCACACAGGUGCGCAGACAGAACAGUCAUUCUGGACCUUUUCUCUCAUGGCUAACUAACUUACUAGGAAGUUUGAAAAGACAGGCUGAGUGGGCCGGGGAAGCUUAUAUUCAUGAUCUCGCCUUGACUGACAGCUCUUUGAAAGCCGAUGUCAAGCAACUUGGAUGCAGUGAGCAGUGUUGGGAGUAAAAUCAUCAUCAGCUAAUGUGGUGAUACACAAGGUAACUCAAACAGCAUUGAAAAUGCAUCAAUUAUGUCAACAACAAAAAUUCAUACAUCCACCAUUUGGCAUGUCCCUUGUGAUGCAGUUCACAGCAGCACUGACGGAUGUGUUGACAUGACAACUGCAUCUGAGUUUUGAACAACCCUUACCCUCCUUUUGUUCCAUGUUGGCUGAAGACCUAGCUAGCCAGUCACUAGCUAACACCAGACAUAAAGACCUAGCUAGCCAGUCACUAGCUAACACCAGACACAGAUGAAGACCUAGCGAGCCAGUAACUAGCUAACACCAGACAU
Messenger RNA from Oncorhynchus mykiss (rainbow trout), 2081 nucleotides. RefSeq names its product SMAD family member 3b (gene smad3b). Gene Ontology annotation, molecular function: RNA polymerase II cis-regulatory region sequence-specific DNA binding; DNA-binding transcription factor activity, RNA polymerase II-specific; I-SMAD binding. The record is from RefSeq and is a predicted model, not a curated record. Gene Ontology annotation, cellular component: heteromeric SMAD protein complex. Gene Ontology annotation, biological process: activin receptor signaling pathway; anatomical structure morphogenesis; positive regulation of transcription by RNA polymerase II. NCBI's taxonomy places the organism in Eukaryota, Metazoa, Chordata, Actinopteri, Salmoniformes, Salmonidae.